Molecule: messenger RNA, 1422 nt
Organism: Cucurbita maxima (winter squash)
Lineage: Eukaryota; Viridiplantae; Streptophyta; Magnoliopsida; Cucurbitales; Cucurbitaceae
Exons: 2
Coding region: 1-1422 (473 amino acids)
Source: RefSeq, a predicted model, not a curated record
AUGGCGAAAGGUUUCAAGCUCUUUCACACCCUUUUCUUAUUGAUGGCUUUGCAAUGUUGUGCGAAGGUGGGUGCCACUUUUGGUGAUGUCACUGGUGACGUCAAUCUCGACAGUCAAUUUUCAUUUCGUGCAUUUGGAUUACAUGACACACAAGCCCCAACUAUUGCUCCAAUUGGAAGUAGCACACAAGUCUCAGCGGCUACAUCAGUUGGAAGCAUUGUUGAAACCCCGGAGGGGGAUACAUCGGUCGGAAGCGUUGCUGAAACCCCGAAAGAGGAUACGUCGGUCGGAAGCGCUGCUGAAACCCCGGAGGGGGAUACGUCGGGCGCUGAAACCCCCGAGGGGGCUCCUCCGUCGGUCGGAAGCGCAGCUGAAACCCCCGAGGGGGCUCCGUCGGCCUCGGCCGGAAGCAUUGUUGAAACCCCGGAGGGGGAUACAUCGGUCGGAAGCGCUGCUGAAACCCCAGAGGGGGAUACAUCGGUCGGAAGCGCUGCUGAAACCCCAGAGGAGGAUACGUCGGACGGAAGCGCUGCUGAAACCCCAGAGGAGGAUACGUCGGACNGAAGCGCUGCUGAAACCCCGAAAGAGGAUACGUCGGUCGGAAGCGCUGCUGAAACCCCCGAGGGGGAUACGUCGGUCGGAAGCACUGCUGAAACCCCCGAGGGGGAUACGUCGGUCGGAAGCACUGCUGAAACCCCCGAGGGGGAUACGUCGGUCGGAAGCACUGCUGAAACCCCCGAGGGGGAUACGUCGGUCGGAAGCACUGCUGUAACCCCCGAGGGGGCUCCGUCGGCCUCGGCCGGAAGCAUUGCUGAAACCCCGGAGGGGGCUGCGUCGAUCUCGGCCGGAAGCAUUGCUGAAACGCCGGAGGGGGCUGCGUCGAUCUCGGCCGGAAGCAUUGCUGAAACGCCGGAGGGGGCUGCGUCGGCCGGAAGCAUUGCUGAGACCCCGGAGGGGGCUGCGUCGGCCGGAAGCAUUGCUGAAACCCCGGANNGGGGCUGCGGGGCUGCGUCGAUCUCGGCCGGAAGCAUUGCUGAAACCCCGGAGGGGGCUGCGUCGAUCUCGGCCGGAAGCAUUGCUGAAACCCCGGAGGGGGCUGCGUCGAUCUCGGCCGGAAGCAUUGCUGAAACCCCGGAGGGGGCUGCGUCGAUCUCGGCCGGAAGCAUUGCUGAAACCCCGGAGGGAGCUGCGUCGGUCGGAAGCAUUGCUGAAACCCCAAAGGGGGCUGCGUCGGCCGGAAGCAUUGCUGAAACCCCGGAGGGGGCUGUGUCGGCCGGAAGCAUUGCUGAAACCCCGGAGGGGGCUGCGUCGAUCUCGGCCGAAAGCAUUGCUGAAACCCCGGAGGGGGCUGCGUCGGCCGAAAGCAUUGCUGAAACCCAAGACCCGACAGAAGUUGAANGCAUUGGAGGUUUCUUUGGCUAA